Messenger RNA from Vitis riparia (riverbank grape), 1225 nucleotides. Its product is annotated as protein DMP6-like. Bases 173 to 979 code for a protein of 268 amino acids. The record is from RefSeq and is a predicted model, not a curated record. The transcript has a single exon. Gene Ontology annotation, biological process: endomembrane system organization. Lineage: Eukaryota; Viridiplantae; Streptophyta; Magnoliopsida; Vitales; Vitaceae.
UUCUUAAUCUUGCAUGAGGAAACCUCCCAAAAAGCAUUAUCCACAUCCAUCCAACAGGCAUCAGGUGUCUGCUUACUCCUAACCACUUUGUCAGCACCAAAUCUAGAGCCAAAAGCAUCCCCUCCACUUUUCUAGCUACAGCUGCUGCUUUUCCUUGAUUUCAGGUUCAGUUAUGGGUUCUAGUUUCUUGCAAGGCAUCACUAGUCCCCCUCCCUUCCUUCUCUUGCCCCUUACUCAAAUACAUCUACUUCUUCCACCUGCUUAUAUACCAACACUUCCAUCUCAACUCACAACCACCUUUGUCAGACUAUACCGCUACAGAUCAGAAGAGAAGGGUUUCUACAUGGAAAUCAAGGUUGAAGAUGAGGAAUUCCAGAUUCCUAAUGGCCAGAAAGUCCCUCUCCUGCAAGACAUGGCCAUGCCCCGAGCGGAAGAGAAGACUCUGAUACAGAAGGCCAUUAGCCAGACAUUCCAGAGCACAGCUCAUUUAGCCAAUCUUUUGCCCACCGGAACUGUUCUUGCUUUCCAGAUUCUGUCACCCAUUUUUUCAAACCAAGGGGACUGUGAUCCUGUCAGCCGAUUCAUGACUGCAGCUCUCGUAGCCUUUUGUGGGGUGUCGUGUUUUCUAGCGUGCUUCACUGACAGCAUCAGGGACAAGGACAGAAAUGUUUGUUAUGGGUUGGCCACAUUCCGGGGCUUGUGGGUUAUUGAUGGAUCAGCUACCAUCACACCUGAACUUGCGGCAAAAUAUCGGUUGAGGUUUAUCGAUUUCAUGCAUGCCUUCAUGUCAAUACUAGUCUUUGCAGCCAUUACACUGUUUGAUGAGAAUGUGGUGCAGUGCUUCUACCCAACACCAUCAGAUGAAACCAAGGAGCUCCUCGCAGCACUCCCAGUUGGGAUUGGAGUCAUCUGCAGUAUGUUGUUUGUUGUGUUCCCCACCCAGCGCCAUGGAAUUGGCUUCCCCCUCUCUGCGAACUAACAUUUCCUCUUUGUUUUCCUCAUUUAUUCGUAUUUCAAUCUUCUCACAGUCGUAUGCUCUAUUUAUUCUAACUAUUUCCUUUGCGUACUCUUAUGAAAAUUUGAUUGACAGUAAAGCCUCUUUUGACGCAGCUGUAGUUUCCAGAAGUUCUCUGUAAAAUUCUGCACACAGAAGAUUGUUAUUCAAAAAAUAUGUAUGUAUAAAAAAAUUAUAUUAGAAAUCUGAUUGUGUGACUACUUUUCUGAA